Candida tropicalis MYA-3404 is the source of this 444-nucleotide messenger RNA. RefSeq lists its product as uncharacterized. Gene Ontology annotation, biological process: mitochondrial respiratory chain complex III assembly. Lineage: Eukaryota; Fungi; Ascomycota; Pichiomycetes; Serinales; Debaryomycetaceae. The transcript has a single exon. The record is from RefSeq and is a predicted model, not a curated record. Bases 1 to 444 code for a protein of 147 amino acids. Gene Ontology annotation, cellular component: mitochondrial membrane.
AUGUCAUCUGUCAAACCAUUAUGGUAUAGAUGGGCCAGGGUUUAUUUUGCUGGAGGUUGUUUAGUGGGUACUGGAUUCUUAUUAUAUUAUACUAUUAGACCAACUGAUGAACAAUUAAUUGCUAGUUUUUCACCAGAAGUAAGAGAACAUUAUGAAAGAAAUAAAGAAUUAAGAGAAGCUGAACAACAGAAAUUAAUGGAAAUUGUCAAGAAGACUUCUUCUUCAAAUGAUCCUGUUUGGAAAGCUGGUCCUAUUGGAUCCCCAUUUGAAAAAGAACAAAGAAACUUGUCUAUGCAACUUGUUGAUGCUGAAUUAUUUCAUAAAGAAAAAUUUGAAAAUCAACAAAAACAAGAAAUCGCUAAAGCUAAUUUGGAAGUUGAAGAAGCUGAAAGAUUGUUAUCAGAAAAGAAAAAGAAGAAUUCAUCAUGGUGGAAAUUCUUUUAA